UAUCUCGAUAGAUCAACAUGGCCGCUUGACAGGGUAUGUUUUCUGCUCCCUGGGGCCACUGUAGUGUUUUCAUCAACGGGGGGGCUGCCUUCACUAUUUACCGGACUGUUCCGUGGCUGGACUUUUCUGUCGUCGACACUGCCUCGAAGGACUUUUCCGGCAAAAAAAACAACUUUUCAAACUUUUCGCGCAGUUUUUAUGUCCAGAAAGAAGGAUGCAACCCCCACCGAGAAAGGUCCGGGUCACCCAGGAGCUCAAGCAUACUCACACGGAUCAGAUGAGCCGAUUGCACAUCAAACACCAGACCGAGUGUGACCUCCUGGAGGACCUGAGGACUUUUAGCCAAAAGAGGGCAUCUGUCGAGCGGGACUACGCCCAGGCCCUGCAGAAAUUGGCCAAUCAGUACCUGAAGAGGGAAUGGCCAGAAAGCCCGUCAGAAGAAGAAGCGGAUCACAGGAACAUGUAUUGUGUAUGGAGGGACUACUUGGAGGGUACAGUCCAGGUCACCCAGUCUAGGAUCAGCGCCUGCGACAACUACAAAGUGCAGGUGGCCGACCCGGCCAAGACGGCGAGGCUGCAGAAGGAGCAGCAGCUGCGUAAGUGUAUCGAGCGGUUGACGACCAUACAAGCCGAGCUGCAGGAGUCCGUCAAAGACCUGACCAAGAGCAGGAAGAAGUACCAGGAGGCGGAGACCAUGGCGCAGGCCGUGCGGGAGAAGGCCGAGCUAGAAGCUAAGUCCAAGCUGAGCCUCUUCCAGUCCAGAUCUAGUUUGCAGAGGGCAACUGUCAAGCUGAAAGCUAAGAGGAGCGAGUGCAACUCCAAAGCCGCCCACGCCAGGAACGACUACCUUCUCAUGCUAGCGGCCGCCAACGCUCACCAGCAGCGCUACUACGACACCGACCUCAGCGACUGCCUCAAGGUGUUGGACGGCAGCGUUUACGAGCAGGUGAAAGAUUACCUGGUGGCCCUUUGUCAAACUGAGCUGGAGACCUACAAGGCAGCGCACGACGUCUUCAACCGGCUCUUGGACAGCUCUAACCGGGUGUUGCAAGAGUUCCAUCAGCAGCUGUUCGUACAGAAAAAUCCCGUUUUCCAGAAAUUGUCGGACUUCUCGUACCAACCCAUCGACGAGGACACGGUGACACAUUUGCUGAGAGAGAGCGGCACUGCGGAAGAGCACAGCCUGGACAAGGAGGCCAGGAAGUGGGCCAGUCGCGUGGCCCGAGAGUACAAGAGCAUCAUCCACACGCAGAGGGUUCUGGAGGAAUUCGGCGCUCAGGAGAACUCGGAGCACAACGCGGCAGAGCUCGACACCAAGAUGGAGGUGGCUCGGCAGAGUCUACGGAGGGCAGAGACGGUAAAAGCGAAGGCGGAAGCCCGUUUGGCCUUGCUGAGGGAGGCGGGUGUUGCCGUGGAAACAUGGCUUAAAAGUGCCAUGAACCAGGUGAUGGAGGAGCUGGAAAACGAGCGCUGGAACAACUUUGGCAGCCACGACCCUUCGCUCUCCGGAACCGCCGACCUGGAGCGCGAGGAGGACGAAGAGGAGACGGAGGACAGCGGCGAGGUUUUGGACGACAGCAGCUCCAGCCCCUCCAGCACAUUGAAAAACUACCCUCUCACGUGCAAAGUGCUCUACUCCUACAAGGCAUCUCAGCCCGAUGAGCUGACCAUCGAGGAGCAGGAAAUAUUGGAGGUGAUCGACGACGGCGACAUGGAAGACUGGGUGAAGGCCAGGAACCGGAGUGGACUUGUGGGCUACGUCCCGGAGAAGUACCUGCAGCUGCCGUCCUCCAACAGCCUGCUGAGCAUGCUGCAGUCCUUGGCCGCGCUGGACGCCCGAUCGCACUCGUCCAGCAACUCCACGGAACCCGAAAGUGAGCUCCCCACCGGCUCCAUCAACGGGGACUCCAGCGUGUCCUUCGCCAAGGCUCUGUACGACUACGCCGGGCAGACGGACGACGAGCUCUCCUUCCCCGAGGGCGCCAUCAUUCGCAUCCUAAGCCGGGAGACCCACGAAGACGACGGGUUCUGGGAGGGGGAGUUCAACGGCGUCGUCGGCGUCUUCCCUGCCGUACUGGUGGAAGACCUGGUCGGCGGCAGCGAGGAUGGAGACGGGCAGCGAGAGGACAGCGCUCAGUCUUCACCCUGCACGCUGGCCCACUGCGAGCGCUCCCCCCGCAGCCCUUUCCCCUCUGGGCCGCUCCACAGCAGCCCGCUGCAGACGCCCACAGUGUCAUCCCCGCAGUCCAGCCCCUGCAGCGCCUCGGCCUCGCCAAUCGGCCGACCCCCUUCCUAUCACAACGGGCACCACAGGCCGGCGCCGCACAAAAGCCCCUUUCACAGUCCCGCCCAAGGCUCCCCUCAGCCUCCCAAGUACCCGGAGGGCAGCUCAGGCACCAUUCGACCUGUCCGAGCGGCUCCUCCGCCCCCAAAGCAGCACCCCCGGGGGCAGGUCAAGCGGCGGGAGGAGGUGGAGAUCACGCUGGUGUGAAAGUGACGGCAACCCCGAGUAACUUUUGACCCCGUCCCCCCUCGCCCCCGACCUUCUCUGAGGAAGCUUUGGAGGAGGCCUCUUUCCUCGCCGGGCCAGUGCUUGCUGGAAGAACAAAACCCCGCCUUACUCGGAACCAGGCCAGAACCUAGUAGUCCAACCCAAAUCAUGACAUAUCCAGUGCUCCAUUCUUUAGUUCCAAUCCAGUUUGAAUCAAGUUUUUGGGGGCGGGGCAAGGCUGGACUUGGCCUCCGCCCCUUCCCCCCUUACCCGAACUGGUAGCUUGUGCGUGCGUUUUACGCAAGAAAGGGAAAAGUGGCAAUGUCAGGGAAGGUGAAAACAAUGGAUCCCCCGCCAUCAACUAUAUUAGUUUGCAGGAUGUUUAAGGGAAGUGUAACGUUCAUUUUAACGUUAGUUCCCACGUAUCAUUUAGUAGGGAGCCAUCUUGAUUUUUUUUUAUUUUUAAAUACUGUCGCAAUGAAGCACUUUUCGAUGUCUUCUUAUUCCUUCUCAGUAUUGAUCAGUUGUGGACGCUACUUUGUUGAGAUUGUGUACCAGUCUUUAUUGGUAUGAAUACUUUUCCGUGUUAUUAGCCUUAAAUAGCCAUCAUAGCGUUGCCUUGGUAAUGACAUCACGUUUUAGUUUACAGUUUAUUAGGCUGUCUGUGCAAACGUUAGCAUUUUUAACUUUAGCCUUUAGAGUUAGGUUUUAGGAAAAACAAGCUUUAGUUCACAUUAAUCCGCAGAAGAAUCUGUCAGCCAUGUUGCUGUUUUCUUGUUGAUCUCCUUGAGAUCUGUAUGACAUCAAACUUAUUUUUGAAGUUUGCAUUUACCAUCUUGUAUUGUUAAAAAAAAAAGGCUUUUUUUGUUUAGUUUUUGUUUUGUUUUUUUUGUUACAUGUUUGGUUCCACAAAGUUAGCCAAGCGUCACAUUUACACACAAGUUUAUGUUUAACAGUAUUUAUUGUGUAUAAAUAAAUGUGAAAUAAAUCUA
Nerophis ophidion (straightnose pipefish) is the source of this 3483-nucleotide messenger RNA. RefSeq names its product F-BAR and double SH3 domains protein 2-like. The transcript has 20 exons. The coding region runs from base 215 to 2491 and encodes 758 amino acids. Gene Ontology annotation, biological process: regulation of actin filament polymerization; neuromuscular synaptic transmission. The record is from RefSeq and is a predicted model, not a curated record. Lineage: Eukaryota; Metazoa; Chordata; Actinopteri; Syngnathiformes; Syngnathidae. Gene Ontology annotation, cellular component: neuromuscular junction; recycling endosome. Gene Ontology annotation, molecular function: protein binding.